AAUUAUAUCAAAACUUUUUCCUUUGUAUUUUUUAGCCAUACCAUAUGACUGGUGCAAGUGAUGUAAAUUUGUUCUGUAAUGGAUACUAUGCAGAGAUACUUGUGAUAAAUGCUUUAACUUUGGAAGUCCUUUUCACUCUUUCAUCUCGAUUAAAUCCAGACUGGAUUAGUGCCAUGUAUGUCCUGAGACCUGUCAAAAGACAAGAUGAUGUGGUGGUUGCUUUGUCAGCUUCAGGGACUGUCAAAGUUUGGACGCUUUCAGGAAUUGAUGCUAAGAUUUCAGAACCUGUGUUUGAGGAUGAAUCCAAGCCAAUUCGAUGUCUAAAUGCAUUAAAGUUAACAUGCUGUGCUUAUAACCAAAGAACUGUGUUGAUUGUUUGUACAAAAUAUUGGCAGAUCUAUGAUGCUGGUGACUUCUCGUUAUUGUGUUCAUGUGAUAAUCGAAGAGGGGAACGUUGGACAGGAGGAGAAUUUCUUUCUGCUGAUAGAGUGAUAAUAUGGAGUGAUGGAGGUAAAGGAUAUCUCUACAAACUUCCCACAAACAGACUGAGAGGAAAGGCCCUUAGUUCUAUAGUGGACAGUAAAGAGUUUCACAGUGCUUCCAGUGACUCUGGUCAGCCAUUUUUGUACUGUGUUCUGAAUGUACAAUAUGAUGAGCGUUUAUUGUGUCCACCAGCUAUGAGCUACUUUUUGACUACAAGGGGACAUUUCCAAAAGCUUCUUUUACGUGGAGAUUCAAGUGGCCGUGUGAUAAUAUGGAGUAUUCCAGAAGUGUCAAAUCGUGAUUUAUCAAUCUUACAACAAGAAAAGUUUGAUAAAGCACCUGAUAUGUAUCCACAAACCAGCACAAGUCUUCAAGAAUCCUGGAGUGCCAUGAAACCACCACCACCAGGCAUAUUAGACCACCUUAGUGCAAAAGAACCAGAUGGUCAGCUCGUAAGAUUAACUGCUAGUGUAUAUCUACCACUACAAGGACGAUUGGUAUGUGGACGUGAAGAUGGAAGUAUAAUUAUUGUUUCUGCUACACAGACUGUAAUGUUACAGCUAUUAUAUGGACGACAUCAUACCUUUGAUGACUGGCCUUCACACCAAAUACUGGAUGGGCAUAAUGGUCGAGUAACCUGCCUUCUGUAUCCCAAUCACAUCCACAGUAGGUAUGAUAUUGCAUAUCUUGUCUCCGGUGGUGUGGACUUCUCUGUGUGCCUGUGGGACAUAUAUGCUGGAACAUUAUUGCACCGCUUUUGUGUGCAUGCUGGAGAAAUUACACAACUUCUUGUGCCUCCUAAUAACUGUACAGCUAGAGUUCUUCAGUGUGUAUGUUCAGUGGCCAGUGAUCAUUCAGUAAGUUUACUUGGACUGAAAGAAAGAAAAUGUGUAAUGUUAGCAAGUCGUCAUUUAUUCCCUGUUCAACUUAUUAAAUGGCGUCCUGCUGAUGACUUUAUGGUUGUUGGUUGUGCUGAUGGUUCUGUUUAUGUGUGGCAGAUGGAAACAGGUCACCUUGAUCGUGUAGUACAAGGUCUUAUGGCUGAAGAAAUCCUAUUUGCUUGUGAUGAAAAUGUUACAACAAUCACUGACCGAAUGACGAAUCCUGCUGUUCAUUUUUUUCGUGGACUUCGUCAUAGAAAUUUAGCUGCCAUUCGACAUGCUGCACAAAGAGGACUUAGUCAACUUCAUACCCAACAACAGCCACAGCAUACACCUCAGUUUGGAUUUCCUUAUGAUGGAAUUGACAUUUCAUAUCGUUCUAGAGCUCAUCCACUUUUGAUUCAGGGAUUACGAACUAAUCCAAAAGAUCAAGAUAGUCAUGUUUUAUGUUUUGAUAUAGAAGCUCUGAUAGUUCAGCUUUUAACAGAGGAAUACUCUACCAUGUCACCUGGUGCUCUUGAGGCUCAAGGUUUAAUAAUACAGUCAGAAUACCAAAAGUAUCUUGGUAUGUCCAGCUCUCCUGAAAUGCAGAAAAGACUGACAGGCUUUAUUGCAAAAAUGAAAGACACAGCAGAGAAUGCUGCUCAGAAAAUACAAGCAAAAGCAGAAAGUGUUGGAUUUAAAGCAGUCUCAGGGGAAGUCACUAUUGGACAAAAGGUUGUACAUGAUGACAAAGCUGGUCAUAAUGUAGCAAAUAAGCCUUACCAAUUGGCAAUGGCAGAAACCAAUUUAACAAUGGAAAUUGCUCAAGUAUUGCUGUCUGUGCUUCAUGCUUGGGGACUUGAUGCUGACCUUGACCGUGUGUGUGAGAGCAAACUGGGUCUAUUGCGUCCUAUGAGGCCAGUUUGUUUUGGAGUUCUUUCUCGUAGUGGGCAUAUGGCAUUGCUUUUACCAACUUAUAUGCACAAGACAGAUGUUCCUUCUAUAAAAGAGGAAAUUACCAGAGCCCCAGCAGGAAAGCAUGUUCGUUUAAGUCCAGCUAUACCACUUGAGUUAAUAGAAGAAGAAGAAAGAGCAAGAAGGUUCUCCUCAGUUAACCACUGGGAACUUUCAACAGCAGUGACUACUAAUCACUUGCUUUCUGUGAUUAGUUUAGCUAACACACUCAUGUCUAUGAAUAGUGCUACUUUCAUUCCUGAACAAGAAAAGAGACGCAAAUUACACAGGAGGCUAAGUAGGUCUGAUAGUAAAGCAGCCAAUGCAGUAGGGGAAGUUAAACUAGCUGACAAAACUUCUAAGGAAAUAGAUGCCUUCACUAAUCAGCAGGCUCAAAUCAAACAAGGCUGGAGUCUUCUUGCAGCUCUUCAUUGUGUUUUAUUGCCUGAUUUAGUUAAAAGCUCUAAUUAUCGUGGUUUAGAGGUUGAAAUUCUGGCACGAAGAUGGCAAGACCGCUGCUUGGAGGUUCGUGAAGCAGCUCAAGCUCUCCUUUUAGCUGAACUUCGCAGAAUUGGAUCUAAAGGCAGAAAAAUGGUAGUAGAUGAAUGGGCUUCAUUCCUACCUAACUAUGAAGAACCUUAUUCAAGUCACUCUUCUCAAAAUAUUUCUUCAAACCAAUCUAGUCCUGGAAUAUCUAACUUUAAAAUCCAAAAUGAAAACUCUAGUACAUCAUCUGUAUCUAAGAUAGAAACUCAGCAACAGACUAGAAAUGAAGAACAGUCUUCAGAGGAAGAUGAUGAUGAAGAUGAUCAAGGUUUGGAUAUCGAGAAUAACAGCAAAAAGCCAUCAUCAGCAACUGAAGGAAGACGUAGACAAGCAACAGCAAUUGUUUUGUUAGGUGUUAUUGGAGCAGAAUAUGGUCAUGAAAUAGAACAAAGUAAACGUAAACCUGCAGAAGAGCAAAAAAAGAGGAGUGUUGUAGAAGGAUUUGGCCUUUCAAAUUGCUCUUUAGCCAGGAAUACUAGUAAGGUUCUUGCAUACCUUUUACUUGCUCCAGCAUCUCCUGAGCUACUAGCUCAUAUCACUCUCAGGCGAGCAGCUAUUGACUUGAUUGGGAGAGGCUUUACUGUUUGGGAACCUUAUCUAGAUGUUUCUAAGAUUCUUCUUGGCUUAUUGGAAUUGAGUUGGGACUCAGAUAAAUUAGUACCAAGCAUGACUUAUGGACUUCCUCUCACACCAGCUGCAGAUUCCUGUAGAACAGCUCGGCAUGCUCUUUCUCUUAUUGCUACUGCCAGACCCUCUGCUUUCAUCACUACAUUAGCUCGAGAAGUGGCACGUUUCAAUACACUUGCUCAAAAUGCACAAGCUUUAAAUAUAGCUCUUCACAACACAAUUCUCAGUCGAGCAAGGCCAGAAAUAUUGCGUGUUGUAGAACUACUGAUAGAUAAGAUGACUACUGAUGUUUCUGAUCUUCUUGUUGAGGUAAUGGACAUAUUACUUCACUGUCUUGAUCCAGUCCAACUUAAAAAUCGGGGUCUAUCUGAAACCUUUCCUCCUAUAUGCAGAUUUUAUAAUGUUAGUUUCUGUGCAUCUUCACGUCGUAUUGCAGUUGGAGCAAAGAAUGGAAGCUUAGUCUUAUAUGAGCUACGAGCUUCUAAGUCUCAGAACAUUCCAGCUCAUGCAGCAGCUGUCACUGCUUGUGCAUUUUCAUCUGAUGGCAAGUACCUUGUGUCCUAUUCAAGUGGGGAGAACAAACUCUGUUUUUGGCAGACAGCAACUGGCUUGUUUGGUCUUGGUAAUGUCCAGACACGUUGUGUGCGUACUCACAGUACACCUCCACUGCCAGAAACUGUGAAGGGUAAUCCUUUAAAGAUGGCAAGAUUAGUCUGGAUAGCUAACAAAGUUGUUGUACUCUUGUUGGCCAAUGGGAAAGAACAUAGAUUUAGUGUCACAUAGAUGAAUAUAUAUUUCUUGACUUUUCAUUGUGUUGUUAUUGUAUUGAUUUUUGCUUUCAAAUAAAGGUUUUUGUGCAUGUAGAACAACAUGGA
Molecule: messenger RNA, 4348 nt
Organism: Limulus polyphemus (Atlantic horseshoe crab)
Lineage: Eukaryota; Metazoa; Arthropoda; Merostomata; Xiphosura; Limulidae
Gene: Rbcn-3B
Product: WD repeat-containing protein 7-like
Exons: 25
Coding region: 45-4256 (1403 amino acids)
Cellular component (GO): cytoplasm
Molecular function (GO): protein binding
Source: RefSeq, a predicted model, not a curated record